Messenger RNA from Coregonus sp. 'balchen', 2668 nucleotides. Lineage: Eukaryota; Metazoa; Chordata; Actinopteri; Salmoniformes; Salmonidae. The record is from the annotation of a GenBank genome assembly.
CCCUCAUUCAAGAACUGUGUUGUGUGUUCGCUGUUUCUGCAUUCUUAUAUGCAGCUAGGUAGAUAACUAACGUUAGCUAACUGUUCAAAUAUGAACGCGCCACCGGCAUUCGAGUCAUUUCUGUUGUUUGAAGGGGAAAAGAAGUAAGUUUUAGUCAUAUAGCUAGUUAGCUACUGUAACAUAUUACGAGAUCGCUUGCUGACGUUUCCCUCCAAGAACGUUUAGCUAGCUAGGAUUAGCUAAUUUAGCUAUUGUUAUUCUGGUUAGUUUAGGUUAUCUAGCGAUCAAAGUUAACUGCGAUCAAAGGUAAGUAGGUAGCUGAACCAGAAUAUGGGUUUACAGGAGACGUUUAAUAUGGCGAUUCUCAGAAGAUAAUCCCAGAUUCUGGUUCAGGAGGUAGCUAGCUAGGUAGCAUGCUACAACAUAUCAUAUUUGAGGGCAUGCUAGCUAACUGUCAGGCUAUGUUUGUGCUUUGCCAGUUAUUCCUAGCUUCACAGUAGCCAGUGACUAAAGAGUAGUAGCAAGGUAAGUCUGUCAGGCAUUAUCAGCUAACAAGUUCGCGUCUACUGGCUACCAGAGUCAUAUAGUUAUGGGUUUGCUGGCUACUAUAAAUUAGCAAAAUUCAGCAUAAACUAGCUAGCUAACUAACACGCCAAUGUGAUUGGACUGCCAUUGCCACUGAAUAUGAAUCUGAAAGUGAAAUACUCUUACAUUAAAAUACAUGUUUUUAGAAUCACAAUCAUCAAGGACACAAAAGUCCCGAACGCCUGUCUCUUCACGUUGAACAAAGAGGAUCACACGCUUGGUAACAUCAUCAGACAGUGAGUGCAAUUCUUUAAUUUCAUUGGGAUUUUUUGUGCAAUCAAUGAUACUUGCGAAGCUCCUCAAUCAUAACUUAAAUGUAUUGUAUUUGCAGACAACUUCUGAAAGACCCCCAAGUGCUAUUUGCUGGCUACAAGGUCCCUCAUCCUCUGGAGCACAAGAUUGUGAUCCGUGUUCAGACCACACCAGACUACAGUCCUCAGGAGGCUUUCACUAAUGCCAUCACUGACCUCAUCAGUGAGCUGUCCUUGUUGGAGGAGAGAUUCAGGGUGAGUACAUGAGAUACCGUCAUCAUCACAUCUCUUAAUCUCUCAACAUUAAUAAUAUAAAUAAUAUGCCAUUUAGCAGACGCUUUUAUCCAAAGUGACUCACAGUCAUGCGUGCAUACAUUUUUUUUUUUUUUUUUUUUUUGUGUGUAUGGGUGGUCCCGGGGAUCGAACCCGCUACCUUGGCGUUACAAGCGCUGUGCUCUACCAGCUGAGCUACAGACCCAUUGAAAUGGGUCUGUCGGUACAUUUCGUGGAACAGUUCUACUGUAGCAAACUGUCAAUAUAUAAUAUUAUAUAGAUUGUCCUCUAUACUAGAACUGGUUGUGGAAAAUAGCUAUUUUGGCCAGAAAUUUAUGUAUGCCGGUGGAAGCUGCUGAGGGGAGGACGGCUCAUAAUAAUGGCUGGAACGGCGCAAAUGGAAUGGCAUCAAACACAUGGAAACCAUGUGUUGAUAUAUUUGAUACCAUUCCACCUAUUCCGCUCCACCCAUUACCACGAGCCUGUCCUCCCCAAUUAAGAUGCCACCAACCUCCUGUGAUGUACGCACUAUCUACAUAGCAAUAUCCCUGAAACACUCAUCUUCAAUACUAUUUGGGUUAAAAAGUCCUGUGUGGCUCACUUGGUACAGCAUGGCACUUGCAAUGCCAAGGCUGUGGGUUAAAUUCCCACGGGGAACCAGUAUGAAAAUGUAUGCACUCAUUACUGUAAGUCGCUCUGGAUAAGAGUGUCUGCAAAAUGACUAAAAUGCGAAUGUAUUUUUGAAAACUACUAAUAAUAAUACUUUUUUAAAAUGGUGAGUAUUGACCUACCUGAUCAGCAGAAUGUGUAACUAAUAAAUUCAUUAUCUCUUUCAACUUUGUUUCAGGUUGCAAUUAAAGACAAGCAAGAAGGAAUUGAAUGAGGAUUGGUGCAUACUGUUGUGAAAGAAGAUGUCAUUUUGAAGAUCACUUUUCAUUUGACCAGGAUUCUAUAAAAGUUCUCUGUUUUGGACUUACCAUUACUGCCAUGCUAGGCACAGCAUGGCCUCUGUAUCCAAAGUACUGAAUGGAGUUUUGAGUUAGUUUUCAUUCUAGACCAUGAUAACAUAUUUGCAGGAAUGGAUGUAAUUGUAUCAGUUAAAUAAUACUUUUUUCACACACUGAAACAUAAGGAAAUUGGUGAUUUGAAACAGAUUCUGAGAUCAUAGAGUGGAUUGAUUAAUUCAAAACAGAAGCACAUGUUGUUUUACUAAUUUGAAUUCAAUACUCUAGUUUGUUAGGUACGUGCUGAAAGAUGACAAGCAUGGUUUAAAACGUUAUUUCAUGGAAAUAUUUAGCAUGAUAUCUAUUCCUGUUAAAUGCUUUAGUUUUGCAAUACCCGACAUGCUCCUUAUUUGGCCCUACAUUUUCUGAGAAUAGUGUGUCAUGUACAGGUAAGGUUUGUUUUUGUUUUUCAAUAAAUCAUUCUUGUAAUAUUUAUUUUCAUUUAACGUAAUAGCCAGCCCCCCAAUAGGGUUGUCACUAGUUAGCGCAGCCACAAAGUCAAAAUUGUCUAUCUUAAAACUUCAUGAAAACAAAUUAGCUUUUUGGUCUUCAUUU